GGACGCGACCAGCGCUCGCUCCAGCGCUCGCUCUUCGCCGCCGUGCCUCUCUACCGCCGCGCCUCUCCAGCGGAGCAAAAUGGGCGCCCUGAUCUCCGCCCCAGUCGCGUGCAUCGGAGGGAUGUGCGCGUCGUGCGUCGGCUCGUGCGCCGUCGGCGCGCUGUGCAAGUGCUGCACAUGCCGCUGCCUCGCCUCGCCGUUCAAGACGAACGUGCUCUACUGCCUGAUCCUCUUCGUUGCCACCACCGUCGCCCUGGUCCUCCGAUACUCUGAGCAGGACAUGGCGGUCGACACCUGGUCUACUCCCGGCUCGGCGUCAUACACCCUCUGCGAGGGCGGCCGGUGCGAGGGCAACUGGGCAGUCUUCCGCAUCUCGUUCACUCUCUCCUGCCUCUUUCUGACGAUGCUGUUCCUGACGUGCAGCGAGUCCAAGGCGGCUGUGUUUGCGCACCGCGGCUUCUGGCUCGCCAAGGUCAUCGGCGUCAUCGCUGUCGGUGCCACCACCGUCUUCAUGCCCAACGACGCGUUCGCCUACUACGCUUGGAUUGCCCGCUUCGUCGCGCCCGGCUUUCUCGUGUACCAGGUGAUCUCGCUGAUUGGAUUCGGCUACUCCGCCAACACGGCCAUGGUGGAGCGCGACGAUCAGGCACCGCCCGCGCCGCUCCUCUGCAUCAGCAACUCGGGCGGCAACGUCUGGAAGGUGGCCAACCUGCUGCUCUGCCUCCUCCUCUACGUGGGCAUCCUGACGGGCAUCGGCCUGCUGUACGACCGCUUCCCGCAGAGCGGCUGCUCCUUCAACCCGCUGGCUGUCACCACCACGCUCCUGCUCGUCCUCCUCAACACCGCCCUCUCCGUCUCGAGCAUCGCGCCGCACGCCGCCCUCCUCACCUCCGCCCUCGUCUCCGCUUACGGCACGUGGGUCUGCUACGGCGCGAUGGCUGCGAUGCCGUACGCCGAGUGCAACCCGCUCGCAAAUAGCCCGGGCUUCGUCUCCUCCGUGGUCUCGAUCUGCAUCGCCACCGGCACCGUCGCCUUCCUCACCUUCAGCGCCGGCCGCCGCGAGACGGCGAAAAUGAGCGCCAAGGAGGUGGCGACGAAUGCGGGCCAGCUGGCGCCGGCGCCGGCUGCGGCGCCCGCAGCGGCGGACGCGGUCACCGUGAAGGUGGAGGGCGAGGAGGCCCGCGAGGACCCGCUCGAUGAGGUGGCGCCACAGUCGUACCGCGGCUACUACUUUGUCAUGCUGCUCCUCUCCUUUUACCUGGCCAUGCUGCUGUCCAACUGGGGCACCGCCGCCGAUGGCGAGGCCGACGCCGAGCUGCUGAACGGGUCGUACAACGCCUCGCUCGCGUCGGCCUGGGUGCAGCUGACGUCGGGCUGGCUGUGUGCGCUGCUCUACCUAUGGACGCUCGUCGCGCCGCGGCUGCUGCCCGACCGCGACUUUAGCCGCGUUUGAAGCGAGCUGCGAGGCCCGGCGGCUGGACCUGUGAGAGCGCCUUUAGCCUGGGAUCAGGAUAGUUUUUAGAGCACUGGACACUGGUUCCUAUCCUUAGUUCCUUCAGAUUACUGUGCGUUUCAGAUAACGAUUAACGUCAGACCAUAUUUGCUACCUAUGUUGAGUAAACACAACCAAACAUUCA
This is a messenger RNA of Emiliania huxleyi CCMP1516, 1637 nucleotides long. RefSeq lists its product as hypothetical. Gene Ontology annotation, molecular function: 2 iron, 2 sulfur cluster binding. The coding region runs from base 80 to 1453 and encodes 457 amino acids. The record is from RefSeq and is a predicted model, not a curated record. Lineage: Eukaryota; Haptophyta; Isochrysidales; Noelaerhabdaceae. Gene Ontology annotation, cellular component: membrane. The transcript has a single exon.